This is a messenger RNA of Hermetia illucens (black soldier fly), 4251 nucleotides long. RefSeq names its product E3 ubiquitin-protein ligase mind-bomb (gene mib1). The transcript has 9 exons. The record is from RefSeq and is a predicted model, not a curated record. The coding region runs from base 161 to 3580 and encodes 1139 amino acids. NCBI's taxonomy places the organism in Eukaryota, Metazoa, Arthropoda, Insecta, Diptera, Stratiomyidae. Gene Ontology annotation, molecular function: protein binding; zinc ion binding; ubiquitin-protein transferase activity. Gene Ontology annotation, biological process: protein ubiquitination. Gene Ontology annotation, cellular component: cytoplasm.
GUGUGUGUGCGCUGAUGAAAGGUUUUGAAGUGAAAUUUUCCUGAGCCAUUUGUACCCGAACGGAAUUCGUUCUUUUUUGUUAAUUUCGUGCUAAAAAGUGAUCUGUGCAGUGUGAACUCGGUGAAUAAAUUGUGCGCACUCGAUUGUGCGUAUCGAGAAGAUGGCAUGUGCAGCACCAGCUGCGGCUAAAGAAAGUGCAACCGCGACAAGCCAAACAUCUUCGUCAACAGUGGCAUCAGCAGCGAGUGCAGGGGCUGCGGCUGGAGUGUCUGGGGCCCAGGCGGUCACAGCGAAUUCUGCAACGGGAGCGACCGCUGGUGCGGCAUCCGGAACGGCCCCGUGCGCUGCGGGUGCUGCGAGGCAGGUUAGAUGCACCAUGGAGGGCGUUGGGGCACGCGUGAUCCGCGGACCCGACUGGAAAUGGGGCAAGCAGGAUGGCGGUGAAGGCCAUGUCGGGACAGUUCGCAACUUUGAGUCAUCCGAAGAAGUAGUCGUUGUAUGGGACAAUGGAACCGCAGCAAAUUAUCGAUGUGCCGGCGCCUACGACCUACGAAUUCUCGAUAGUGCUCCGACCGGCAUCAAACACGAAGGAACCAUGUGCGACACAUGCAGACAACAACCAAUUUUCGGGAUUCGUUGGAAGUGUGCAGAGUGCACCAACUAUGAUUUGUGUUCGAUAUGCUAUCAUGGCGAUAAGCAUCAUUUGAGACAUCGAUUUUGUAGAAUUGCAACACCAGGUGGUGAACGGAUUAUGCUGGAACCGCGCAGGAAAUCAAAGAAGAUUGCCGUUCGCGGAAUCUUCCCCGGAGCACGAGUAGUUCGUGGUGUUGACUGGCAAUGGGAGGAUCAAGACGGGGGCGUUGGACGUCGUGGAAAAGUUAACGAAAUUCAGGAUUGGUCUGCAGCGUCUCCUCGAUCUGCGGCCUAUGUUGUCUGGGAUAAUGGAGCGAAAAAUUUGUAUCGAGUUGGUUUCGAGGGAAUGGCUGAUUUGAAAGUGGUGAAUGAUGCGAAAGGGAACACUGUGUAUCGUGACCAUCUUCCGUUGCUUGGAGAAAAUGGUCCUGGGAAGGGUCCACAUGGUUUUCAUAUCGGCGAUAAAGUCACAGUUGAUUUGGAUUUGGAGAUCGUACAGUCUUUGCAACAUGGUCAUGGCGGUUGGACUGAUGGAAUGUUUGAGUGCUUGAAUAAUAUGGGAAAAGUUGUGGGGAUAGAUGAAGAUCAUGAUAUUGUCGUAGCAUAUAUGAGCGGCAAUCGGUGGACGUUUAAUCCUGCUGUUCUAACCAAGGUGGCAUCGCCUACAGCAAGCGCUCCUGAAUUCGCUGUUGGUGAUAUUGUAAAGAUUUGCAGCGACUUGGAGACCAUAAAGAUAUUGCAACGAGCCCAUGGGGAAUGGGCGGAUGCUAUGCAAUUCACUUUGGGUAAAGUCGGGCGAGUGCAACAAGUUUAUCACGACAACGACUUGAAGGUUGAAGUUGGAAACACUUCGUGGACGUACAAUCCACUCGCGGUCACAAAAAUUGCUUCCGCAACAGCUGAAGGUGUCUGUGUUCAGAUUGCUUCUAAUGGUGAAAGAUUGUCAGCAAUUCUUAAGAAACUUUUCGAUACAACUGCUUCUGGUGAUGCUACCGAAGAAUUUGUUAAAGCCGCUGCAAACGGGUUUGCUCAAAAAUGUGAGGAGUACCUCACCGGAGCCGCAACGAAUGCAUCAACUAACGGCCCAGCCGAUGUGAAUGGAGUGUUUGCAGGUCACACUGCAUUGCAAGCAGCCAGUCAAAACGGACAUAUUGAUGUCAUUCAAGUUCUUUUGCGUCACAAUGUGGACGUCGAGAUUGAAGAUAAAGACGGUGAUCGCGCCGUACACCACGCUGCUUUCGGAGAUGAGCCGGCGGUUAUUGAGAUCCUGGCCAAAGCUGGAGCUGACUUGAAUGCUCGCAACAAGAGACGACAGACAGCUCUACAUAUCGCCGUGAACAAAGGCCAUUUGAAUGUUGUCAAAACCUUGCUCUCGUUGGGCUGCCAUACAAGUUUACAGGACUCUGAAGGAGAUACACCGUUGCAUGAUGCCAUUUCGAAAGAGCACGACGAGAUGCUAUCGCUACUCUUGGACUACGGGGCCGACAUAACUUUGACUAAUAAUAAUGGUUUCAAUGCUCUACACCAUGCCGCACUCAAAGGGAAUCCAAGUGCUAUGAGGAUUUUGUUGACCAAAACCAACCGACCGUGGAUUGUCGAAGAAAAGAAGGACGAUGGCUAUACCGCUCUGCAUUUAGCUGCGUUGAAUAAUCACGUUGAAAUCGCUGAAUUGUUAGUUCACAUGGGGAAGGCUAACAUGGACCGGCAAAACGUAAAUCUACAGACUGCCUUGCAUCUGGCAGUCGAACGUCAGCAUGUCCAAAUUGUGAAACUUCUCGUCCUCGAAGGGGCCAAUCUAAACAUUCCUGAUAAAGAUGGCGACACGCCGCUCCACGAAGCUCUUCGUCAUCACACACUUUCUCAGCUCAAGCAAUUGCAAGAUGUCGAGGGUUUCGGUAAACUCUUGAUGGGUCUACGAAACGCCACCGAUAAAAAGGCAUCCGCUUCGAUUGCAUGCUUCCUGGCUGCCAACGGUGCCGAUUUGACCAUAAAGAAUCGGAAGCUACAGACUCCUCUGGAUCUAUGUCCGGAUCCGACUCUUUGCAAAACACUUGUCAAGUGUUACAACGAACGCAAAACAGAUGAUUUGGAGUUGCCUGGAAAUGUAGCCGGAAGCAGCACAAGUAUUAGUAGCGGGGCAUUGGGAGGUUCGCGACUGAAUGACGAAUCGACUGCUUCCAAUGUGCCUGUGAGCAAUAUCCCAAGCUUGACUGGCGCAAUGAACACGUUGAAUAUCAAUGACGUGAAUGAAAUUUCAAAAUCCUCUUCGCUGGAAGAGUGUUUGGUUUGUUCAGAUCAGAAACGCGAUACUGUGUUUAAGCCUUGUGGCCAUGUUUGUUGUUGCGAUACAUGCGCCCCACGAGUGAAAAAAUGUUUAUUGUGUCGCGAAGCGGUCUCGUCACGCGAAAAAUUGGACGAAUGUCUUGUCUGUUCCGAUAAACGUGCGUCAGUAUUUUUCAAACCUUGCGGACAUAUGAUAGCGUGUGAAAGCUGUUCAACGAUCAUGAAGAAAUGCGUUCAGUGUCGCACGCAAAUUGAGGAAAUGGUUCCAUUCACCUUGUGCUGUGGUGGGACGGGCACUGUUUCGAAGGUGUCGGCAUGCAACGAGGAGAAAAAAGACACCAACACGAUAGUUGGCAUGAGUAAAUGCGGAGCGGGUGUGGCAAUGAAUAAUACCGUGAGCUCAAGUGGGACCCCAUCGACAGGUGUAACGAUUACGAAUCCUACUCAAAACACGAAUUUGAACAACUUUGCAUUGGAUGAUGUUCAAAAACUGCAACAAGAAUUACAGGAUAUGAAAGAGCAUACAACUUGCCCUGUUUGUUUCGAUCGUCUCAAAAACAUGGUGUUCCUGUGCGGUCAUGGGACGUGCCAGAUGUGCGGUGACCAGAUCGUGGGAUGCCCCAUAUGCCGGAAGACUGUUGAAAAGCGCAUCUUACUAUAUUAGACAUGUAUUUUGAGACUUGCGCAUAACUAAAUGUUACUCAUGAACUGAUUUUGCAUGAUCCAACGAUUCAAUGGAGUAAAUUUUUCGGUUACUCUCUCAGUCAGGAACAAGACCUUGGAUCACUAUUACGAGUAGUCCUUUCUAUACUUCACGAGAUUUUUUUAUUUUAUCAUUAGUGCACAUCGCAAUGGAUAUUUUUUUUCUUGCAAUGAUUACGUGAAACUAGAAGCAGACAUUUACGUUGAGAAUGUUUCGUUAUCCACUUAGAAAUGCAAUUAUUACUUGUUUGAGCUUUAUAGAGAAACGGAUGCCUUACUAUGUUCGAUUACGAUUGCCAAUUCACUUUGUUUCAUGUUAUUUACAUUCAAGUUGAUUUUGUAGAACUUCCUUUCAUGUGCUUUUACUAAUUCAGGUAAUUAAUUGUAGACGUAUUUCAAGUUUUUUGUUAUCGUAUCAGCACGUUGAGAUCUUUUGUUCCCGGGGCCGAAAACAUGUCUCGGAAUUUCUUUUCUAAGUUUCUUAUUCGAAUAUUAUCAUUACUACUCCUUACACUAUUAUACUCUAAUAAUUAUUGAACAGUUUUCUCUUCUAUUUGAUAGAUAAGAACGAAAAACAAUCAAAAUUGUAAUUUUGCAAUAUUUCAUUGAAUAAAAAACGUAUCUAUAGAUCAA